AUGAACCACGCUUUGAGGCGCGCGACCUUGGGAUUGUCGCCAGGUUUACGAGCAUCGCGAUUACAGCAAUCAUUUGCGAAACACCAAAUACCAGCUGUGUACCGUUGCGACGCUGCUUCAACACCAUUUCAACGCGCUUUUACAACAUCGAGAUGCUUCAGACAAGAAGCUGCUGCGGAAAGCGAAAAAGAGGAUGCAGCUAGGCGGGAAGAACAGAGUGAAAGGGCCCGUAAAAGACAGGCGAAGAAUGUCGCUUCAGGUUCCAAUGCUCAAACACUAGAGAAUGACCGGCCCUGGCAUAGAGCAGACUCUGGAGCAGACCCAGAUGCGCCCAAGGAUGUCCCCGAAAACAAGGACAUGAAAAAGGGUCGUCUUCUAACUACCCCAACCCGCCUACUGAAGCUCAUUCUACCAAUGCCCUUCCAUCCCGAACAAGAACAUGUCAAUAGACCAGUGGAGGGCGACGUUGACGACGCAGGCGAAACAGUAGAACCUCUGGCUCUCCUUAUUCACCCUCAUCAGCCACUUUCGUAUCUCGAGCGAUUGAUCCAAGCCGAAAUCCCUCCCGUUCAACACAACGGCCGCGAAAAGCUUCCCGACAUUGUUUUCCGAGCCGAAGCAGACCAAGAAGAACAAGGCGGAAAGAAGGAUAACAAAAAGAAGAAAGACAAUGCCAAUGUCGCAUCCUAUUCUGGGCUUGGUCACGAAGGUCCUACCAAUAAAGAGGCCAACUGGGUACGAUGGAGUGGCAGCACCGAGAUCGGAGACUUUAUUAGAGAUGCCGCUCGUGGUCGUGAAUUUGCGAUCAAUGUCGAGGGCUUUGAUAGGGAACUGCGAGUUGCCGUACCAAGUUUCCGAGACCGUACAUACUACAUGCGCAUGACUCUACGACGCAUGUCACGCGAUAUUGAAUCCAUGUCAAAGGUCAAGAACGAAUGCGACACGUUGGCUCACCAAGGAGCGCACCGUCUAGCGCAAGGAGGGUUUGCGGCCCUAGCCGGAUGGUGGGGAGUCGUUUACUACGUCACAUUCCACACUCAGGCAGGAUGGGACUUGGUAGAGCCCGUCACCUACCUGGCUGGCCUGUCAACUGUUAUGGGUGCUUACCUCUGGUUCCUGUACAUCAGCCGCGAUCUCAGCUACAAGGCCGCCAUGAAGGUGACAGUAUCCAAGCGACAGGGGGCACUGUACCAGGAGCGUGGCUUUGACCAGAACAGAUGGGAUCAGAUUAUCCACGAGGCCAACAAUCUGCGAAAGGAGAUCAAGAUCAUCGCGAGCGAGUAUGAUGUUGACUGGGAUGAGAAGAAGGAUCUGGGAGGUGAGGAAGUCAAGAAGGUCCUCGAGGAAGAGAAGCAAGGCCGCGACGGUACCAAGGUGACCGAGGGCAAGGACGAAGAUGACGGUCCCGGAUCAUCUGACAAGCUCAAGAAGAAGCAGUAA
This is a messenger RNA of Fusarium pseudograminearum CS3096, 1440 nucleotides long. RefSeq lists its product as uncharacterized. Gene Ontology annotation, molecular function: uniporter activity; calcium channel activity. The record is from RefSeq and is a predicted model, not a curated record. Lineage: Eukaryota; Fungi; Ascomycota; Sordariomycetes; Hypocreales; Nectriaceae. The transcript has 2 exons. Gene Ontology annotation, biological process: mitochondrial calcium ion homeostasis; calcium import into the mitochondrion. Gene Ontology annotation, cellular component: uniplex complex; mitochondrial inner membrane. Bases 1 to 1440 code for a protein of 479 amino acids.